Molecule: messenger RNA, 3279 nt
Organism: Sabethes cyaneus
Lineage: Eukaryota; Metazoa; Arthropoda; Insecta; Diptera; Culicidae
Gene: raw
Exons: 10
Coding region: 784-2859 (691 amino acids)
Cellular component (GO): plasma membrane
Source: RefSeq, a predicted model, not a curated record
UUUGCAUGAAGUUUCAUAGUAAAUUUUGCGGCAGUUAGCUUUAGCUCUAUAAUUUGUGUUACUAAAUAAUUUAUUUGUUAAAAGCUGUCAUUAUGUGAAAAUUGUAAAACGUUAUUUGGGUUAUUUGUUCCUGCUGAGACAGACGAGAGUGGUAGAUUGGAAAUCGAAACAUAAACUAAGUAGUAUGAGUCAGCACGUGGAUAAUAGAAAGUAAAAGGUGGAUGUUAUCUCUCUGGUGAAUAAUUCAUUCGUUUCUUGUUCCUGCAUUAGAGUUUUGUACAUCUAAGUGUCUGAAAGAGGUCUAGAUUCGAAACAUUUGUGCAAAGAUUCUGUUAAAAUGAAAAUUCUCGCAAAUUAUGAUUGAGUGAUAGCGAAUUCAUGCAGUUUCAAAUGUAUCUGGCAUCGCUCAUUUGCUAUGUGGAUAUUUAUAUGUUGAAAGUUGUAGCGGCCGCCCUUGUUUAAGGAAACAAGAUCUACAAAUGGUUGUGUUUGGUAGAUGAGCCUAAGACAGUUUAAAAGCAUAAUACAUACAACGGAUUGCGCAAAUCUGAGCAUUUUGAAUAACUAUCAUUGGCAUAUAUCAAAUUGCGUUAUAAAAAUCUCACCAAGAAAAAAGGAUUAUUUUCAAUCAAUGGCAGGAUAUGUUCUCCGCGAAAUUGGUUGAUCAUUAAUCAGCUCAAGUUUUUAGAUGCGAAAAUGUUCGAGAAACAACGCAAAAACAUUCAAGUUUUUCGCCGAGGCUUUAAACGUGGUCUAAUGGUGUAUUAAACAUAUCCCGCUGCAAUGAGACCAAGCACAUUAAACCUCCGGCAACAAAACCAUGAUGUAUCUCGAGAUUUUUUGAGAGAGGCCUACAGAGCGUGGAAUGAACGAUCGGAUGACUGUGUUGUUCCUGGAAACGACAUCAAGUUGCUGUUCAAUACAUUGAAUCUAUUUCCAUCAACAGAGCAGGUUCAUGACAUGUUACAAACCGCAAAACUAGUUUUGCAAACCUGUAAUAAUUGUGCUUCGAUAGCAACGCCUAAAACCGGACUGAAAUUCGGGGAAUUUUUGGUGCUACUAUCUGAUAUACGGAAGUUAAGACAUACAUCUAUAUUAAAUAACCAUGACAUCUCUCAACCAGUCUCAUCUGAGGCUGUCAAACAUACAUCCUUAAGCAAAAAGUUUGAUGAACCAGCCACUGAAGCAGCGGCUGGUCCCGAAGUAUUUUUAGGAGGCUCUUGCAACCCGACGACUUGGCGUGCUGACGUUGCAAUUCCAACGCUGGACCGCUUGGGUAUUUCUUUCUAUAAUCCUCAAGUAUCACAAUGGACUCCAGAUCUGCUAGAGUUAGAGCAUCGCGCGAAAGAGAAAGCAAAAGUGUUAUUUUUUGUCAUGGAUUCGCAAACAAGAUCUACUGCUGGCGCUAUUGAGGUUGCUCAUAUCGCUGGAAGAAACUCUAAGCAUUUGGUUUUAGUAUUGCUGCCUUAUAAACAAAAUCAAAAAAUACUUGAUGAAACACUAACAAUCGAUGAAUAUAUGGAUCUGUCUCGAAACCAACUAUUACUGAAGCAAUUGGUAAGGCGUAAAGGUUUACCUGUGCUAGAUAAUAUCCCGCUGGCACUAGAAUACAUAAAGAAUAUACUGUCUGGGAAAUCCUGUCGAAGGCAUCCACAGAACAUUGCUACAAGACUGAUUUCCGUUCGAAGAACUUUUGACAGAGUUGUAGAAAACUCAAACUUCGCCAUCACUUUAACACAAUGUCAAAAGGCGCUUGUUACUUUGGGAUAUCCGUCGGGAAUAGCAUCAAUCACAGCAAUCAAACAAAUAAUGGCAUAUUUUGGACAGAUAAAACGAGACAAUAAACCCAACGCUUCGUCGAGUUCUUCAUGCAUUACGAUCAGCAAUGUUGGUAAUGGUGCCACAGAUGAAACUAUGUCGAUCACAUUUGAAGGACUAUGCAUAUUGGACUCGUACUUCUCUGUGCUUCAUCAAGAAAUUUUAGAAACAAGCUGUGUUUCACCUAUUAAAGGCACCAAUCUACAACAGCCGCCGAUAUACCUAUCUAAUUCACCGGAAUGGCAUCAUCGUAUUCCAUCAUCUCCUCACGCCUCUACCUCAUUUGUAAUUGAAGACGCAGUCUUGAGGAAUUGCUUAUCCACCACACCUAAAAGCAAUUUGUCGGAUACAACAUUUAAUCGUAAAUACGAAAUAAAUGUAUCUCAUCAUAUUAACGAUUCUACGGAUUCUGAAUACACAAAUAAUGCAGAAUACUGCAGGAGAUAUGAUCAAAAAGAGGAGUCACUUCAAAACACUCAACAACGUGUCGAUGAUAAAAUAAGUAUUUCGUCGAAAACUUCAGAAUCGAAUAUGCAAUCAUCUUUUAAAAUUCGAGAUAUAUAUUUAGGUGGCAGCUGUUGGAUGCUGACUAAUUGGCGUCAAAAAUAUGCUUUUCCAUAUCUUAGAUCAAAAAACGUUACAUUUUACACAUCAAGUUUUUACGAAGGAUUUGAAACUGCAGCUAAUAUGGAGAAUAUUUUGAAUGAAGAGGAGGAGAACGAGAACGAAUCGAUGUUUAACCCUGCUCUUCUUGACUUGAGCCGUGUUCUCUUGUUUGUCAUCACUAACGACACACGGUCGCUCGGAGCAAUGACUAUGGCAGCGCAUUACAUAGGAAUGGGUUAUAAUGUAAUCAUGUGUGUUCAGAUGCUUUCCAACGGAUGUGUACUCAGAGGAACACAGCUUUCAAAUUCCGCCGUGAAGGACUAUAACCGUGGACGUACCUAUCUUAUUGACCUUGCGAAACGACAAGGUAUUCCUGUAUUCAACGAAAUUCAAGAAGCCCUUGAUUGCGCAGUAGAAAAAUUACGGGUAUACUAAUAAAGAAGAGUAACAUCCAUAUGCGGAGCUUUACGCAAAAUAAUUUAGUAUGAUGUAGAAUUACAAACAAAUAGCCUAAAUACGGUAAAAAUGUCUAUAUUAAAGAAUAGUUAUGUAUAUAAUUAGUAAAAACAUCAUCAUUCGUUAUGUUUUCAAUCUUAUUUCUGAAUUGUAUAUGUUUAAUAGUACUUAUAGUUUUACGCAGAACUUUGCAGUAAUAAGCAUUCUUUUAUUGACGUACUUUGCAUCACAAUUAUUUUUAGGUUGCUGUUACAAUUUAAGUAUAAAAAAUUUUGUAUAGUCUACAGGCAAGUUUUUAAAAUUGACGUUCAUGUAUGAAUUAGGAACCUGCAUUUUUAACGUAAGUUAUUUAGAUUCUUGAAACUAAAAUCUCAAACUAAACUUACUAUUUAAAUAAGU